AUGCCUGAAAGUAGUGACCAUAUGCUUAGGUUUUUCGUACAUUAGGUCAGAAAAGUGGUAGCGGGAUGAGUGUUCCUCAUAAGGUACUUGGCAGCUGGGGUGAAGACAAUACAAACGACCUAACACAAUACUAUUUGUGGUUUGUCUCUUGUAUAACUUUUGAUGCGGACUUGAUAAAAGUGAUAGUGACAGGGCAGACGAUAAAUUCUCUAUAGUUGAUGCAGGUAUAAUGGCCUUUACUUUAACUUUAUUCAAGAAUCCGAUGACGAGCCGGGUAACUGUGGCAUAACACAACUUAUACAAGCUGUACAGACAUUCCUACGAUACCUGAGACUGGUGAUAUUGAUGAAUCGUGCACAGAGGAGGAGAUUUCGUGUGCACCGAGGUAUGAUUUAGUCAAUCUUAAAACAUGCUUUGUUCGGCCUACUAGUUAAAACCAGCUUGUUUCAAUUACUUUUGACACUAGCACGAUAAUAGCGACGUUCGGCAGCCGAAUCCAUUUCCACCUGUAUUUAAUAAGUGGAAGUCUAGUAGAAAUUUAUUUUGAAGUGACUUUUUUCCCACAGAAGGACCCGGCAGGUCGUAUAGUAGGUUUAUUUUUACUAUAACCCGGUUACAAUUCGAAUUAUUACAAAAGGUGUAGCCAUCGAACAUGAUUGAGUUAUGGCUGCCAUUAAAGUCGUUGUCCGACAUUACUUUUUCCGUACUUUCCUACUCAAGGAUAAAGGAGAUGCUUACAACGCAUGGCUACUGCCGGUUGCGGACAUUUUUAUAGAUUAUCAUAAACCAAAAAAUUUCUGAAAGCACAUCUAAUUUACAUUAAGCGUUUAGUCCUUAUUAAUUUCUUUAAGAGAUUUCCAACAAAAAAACAGUCCGCAUAAAGAUACAAGGCAAUUUAACCAUUUGCCUGGGUCACACCAUCCCCUUCGCUGAUAUCUUGCUCCUAGUUUGCCUACGCGCCGUCGACAUUACUCGCGAGGGGAAUUUGCAUACAGCUGUAGUUUAUUUGGACGGGAUACGCAAAAAGGGAGCACCGGGCACCUGCUAAUUAUUGAUGGAAUUUCACAAAGCUUGUUAGUAUAGGUUGCCGAAGGGCUAUGUAUAAAGCUACCGUAUUUUGUGCCUGGAGAUCAUGGUGUUUCGCCAACCAGUUUAGCGUCUAUAUCUUGGGCUCGCGUUCCGUAAAAGACAUUUUUUUCACAACCUGAAUUCAGAAACAGGAUGUUGGAAAAAUCCAACAGUCUGUUUCAGUUCAGUCGGGUAGAACAAAACCGUUCUGGGUACAGAGGGAUACAAACAAUCACAGGGUGUCAGGCAGAUUUUUCUUAGUUUGCAGACUAUCGAGAUCCAAACGACAUUAAAUUGGCCACAACAAUGGUCUGGCGGCCAAUAUACACAGCCGUUAGAAGCUUCUAAAAUAGUUCGAAGAUGGAAAAUCGAAUAGUACAUGGACAACUGUUAGCUUAAACCCUUUUGGCGAAUGCUAUUCUGACCAAACCAGCCUCUCGGGGAGCAUAAGAGACAUACUACUUAAGACGUUCGUUUAGUAACAAAUUCGAAGAUGUUCUCACAAAGCCGCAAGUAUAAUACUGACACACCGGCACGCUGAAAAGAUGCAACACUUUCUGAAAAUAUCAGAAAGCCACAGACGAAAAAAUUAAAAAGGAGCGGCAAAACGUCGAGCAACUGAAAUCUUUUAUCGAAUUUUUUCUGACUACCUAAUUUCAUCUACUAGCGGCAGCCGCGACGAAAUCAAAUUCCUCUGUGCACGCUUUCGGCUACAAAACCUCAACAACAGGCUUUUAUUUCCUGCCGAUUAGCCUAUAGGAUGUUUGUUAUAUGGAAUUUCUCUUAUUUUAGUCUACUUGCGACGCGUCUCCCGACAUACUGGAAGCUAGACGAAGAGUCGACAAAAUGCAGUGCCCUUGCUUUCCUUGUAAAAAAGUGUAUUAUACAAACAUGUUAAGGAUAACAAAAUUGAUCUCAGACUUCUUUCUUCCUUCUUGGAUCCAGAAGAAGAGACUAAAGAAGUGAGUGUCGGCGUAUUUUGAAGUAAAUACCCACAUUUAGGAGGACGAGGUUUGGAGCUGGGAUCGACUAUUUGCAGAUAUAAUGAAUUGA
Spirometra erinaceieuropaei is the source of this 2121-nucleotide messenger RNA. The record is from the annotation of a GenBank genome assembly. Lineage: Eukaryota; Metazoa; Platyhelminthes; Cestoda; Diphyllobothriidea; Diphyllobothriidae.